Xyrauchen texanus (razorback sucker) is the source of this 1340-nucleotide messenger RNA. Its product is annotated as Golgi-associated plant pathogenesis-related protein 1-like. Gene Ontology annotation, cellular component: extracellular region. Bases 318 to 782 code for a protein of 154 amino acids. The transcript has 5 exons. Lineage: Eukaryota; Metazoa; Chordata; Actinopteri; Cypriniformes; Catostomidae. The record is from RefSeq and is a predicted model, not a curated record.
GGAGAAUCCCGUCUGCUUUAGACAAAUGUGACAGAAAGAUAGAAGGUGAGGUGGGAAGAAAGAGAAAUAAAAAAUAAUAUUUUUGUUGGAAAUAGUGAAAAAGGAGGCGCUUGAGUUAUGUUUUUAUGAUGUCUUGAGGUGACUGCAUUGCAGUGGAAGAAAAUUUGUAUUGCACUGGGUUAAGCUGAAAAAACAAGAUAGAAAGAAAGAGAAAGGGGUGGAGAAACAAGUGAAGUAUUGUAACAGCUGCCCGGAACUGUGACAGUGAGGGAACUCCACAUCCAAAAAGUAACACAGCUAAGAGCACUCUUCUUAACAUGGGGAAGUCGGCCUCCAGGCUUUUUUGUGAGGAGGUGCUGAAGACUCAUAAUGAGUACAGGAGAAAGCAUGAAGCUCCCCAUUUAAAACUCAGCAAUAAACUGAGUCGUGAGGCAGCACGAUAUGCCGAGAGUCUUGCUAGCACCAGGAUUUUGAAACACAGUGCUGAGUCUAGCAGAGGAAAUUGUGGAGAAAAUUUAGCUUGGGCGUCUUAUGAUCAAACAGGUAAAGAUGUGUCUGAUCGCUGGUACAAUGAAGUGAACCAGUACAACUUUAACCAGCCAGGAUUCUCCUCUGCCACUGGACAUUUCACUGCAAUGGUGUGGAAAAGCUCAAAGAAAAUUGGUGUGGGUAAAGCUGUGGCCUCAGAUGGUUCUACCUUUGUAGUGGCACGUUAUUUCCCUGCUGGCAAUAUCACCAAUCAGGGCCACUUCCAGGCUAAUGUCCUUCCCUCUAAAAGCUGAUCCAAAUGUAGCUGGACACAAUGAGAACAAGGAUAGAGAUGGAAAUAGAUAGGACUGAGAAUGACUGAAUUUGGAGAGCGCUUCACCUGAAGGACAAAACACUAUCCAACACACUGACUGCACUGUGCAGGCUUUGGUUGGGUUAAAUACAUAAGGCUAACUUGAAUAAAAGAAGUUUGUAUUAUUCAAGGCUUUUAUUUGCUUGAAUACAAGGAGAGCUAAUGUUAAACCUAAUGCUAUAUAUUCUAAGUGUUAAGACGCAAGGUAUGAACCAGGUCUAAUAAUACUAUUUGCAAAAUUGGUUAACUUUUAACUCUGUGCCAGGUUUCAAUGGGAAAAAGGGAUGCCAUGCUAAAAGUAUUACAAAUAAUUCUAUGAAUGACAUGGGAACAUGUCUAACCACAUACCUCUACUUGAUUUGUCAGUGUUUCUUUAGGGGCCACAUUUCAUCAGAUUUAUUACAAAACACUGAAUUUUAGUAAAUGGCCUGAAGUACAACCUGAAUUUAUUUAGAUAAUCCUGCUUGUAUUUGUGUAUUAAUAUGUUAUGAAUUAAAAU